ACUUACGGAGAAUCAUAUAAACAUCAAGGUUUUAUAUCAAAAUUAUACAACGAAAUAGAAAAGAAAGCCACGAAAUUCAUAAUAAGUGAGGAGACCUUCGAGACACCAAGCAUCUAACCAUCGCCAUAUUGAAACGAGCAGCAAAAUUGCGUAAAAUUUAAGAAAAUCCACUGAAACUUUCUAACCAUAUUGUCCGGUUUCCUCAUCAAAUAUUUUUAUAAAGUUACUUUAUUUGUUAAUAACAAUAAAUCAAAUGAUUCUUGAAUAAUUAUGAAAAACAAAGAGAGCAGCUUCUAUCAAUUGUCAACGGGAGAAGUUUACCCCCCCUACUGGGCUUUAUUACAGCUGACAUUUUUAAAGAAAUGGCGUCCUUUAAGAAAAUAAAUACUAAAGUAUUCGCAAGAUCGGGAACCGAAUUAACCCCGGAUAACAUAUAUUGGAAAAAAUAUACUGCACCCGUCUUAGUUAAAGAAUUUGGACCUAUUGAUUAUAUAGACUUUUCACCUGUAGAACCACAUUAUUUUGCUGUUACUUGUUCAGUAAGAGUACAAGUAUAUAAUCCAAUUACAAAAUUGGUCACAAAAAAUCUUAGUAGAUUCAAAGAAGCUGCUUAUGGCGGCUCUUUUCGUAAUGAUGGAAAAUUACUAUGUGCUGGUGGCGAAGAAUCAGUUAUUAGACUUUUUGAUGUUAGUACAAAAAAUGUUCUGCGGCUUUUCUCCGGGCACAAAGCUGCUGUGCAUAGGACAUUUUUUACUGCAGACAAUCUUCAUAUUGCUUCGUUUUCUGAUGACAAAAGUGUCAUUAUUUGGGAUAUACCCAGUGAAAAGCAAAUUAUAUCUUUUACUGAACAUUCAGAUUAUAUCAGAGCUGGUGCAGUAAGUCCUAUUUCUAAGGAUAUAAUAUUGUCUGGUGGUUAUGACAAACAUAUCUAUAUGUAUGAUGCAAGAACAAAUAAACAAAUUCUUAAUGUAAGUCAUGAAGCUCCUGUGGAAAGUUUAUUAUUUUUACCAUCCGGUGGAAUAUUUUUGUCUGCAGGUGGGACAGAAAUCAGAGUGUGGGAUGCACUUGCUGGAGGAAGAUUGCUUGCAAAAAUUGUACAACAUCAUAAAACUGUAACAUGUUUAAAAAUGGCUUCGAAUGGUCACAGAAUUUUGUCUGGCUCAUUGGAUAGGCAUGUGAAAAUUUAUGAUUCUGGGACAUAUAAGACUGUACAUUCCUUGGACUAUCCAAACUCAGUUCUUAGUAUAGGAAUUAGUUCUAAUGAUGAAACUAUAGUAGCUGGUAUGGUUGAUGGCUUAAUUUCUGUUAAAAGAAGAGAAGAAGAUGUUAAAAAUGAAAAACCACUGCAUAAAAAAGUAUCGUAUAGACAUUCUGGUAAAAAUUUGCACACACCUCAGAUAGAUAUGGUUGUGAGUGAGGAUAUGAAAGAAAUUAUGUCUAAACACGAUACUUAUUUAAGAAAGUUUCAAUACUCUAAAGCUUUGGACUGUGUAAUGAUGAGCUAUGUUGUAAAUAAAGCUCCGCACGUUACGGUUGCGCUUAUGCAGGAACUUAUCAGAAGGCAAGGUUUGGAACAGGCUCUUGCUGGUAGAAAUGACAAAUCUCUUGUAAACAUUAUCAAAUUUUUAAACAAACAUAUAGGUAGUGUUCGAUUUGGAAGAGUAUUAUUACAUGCAGCUAAUAUUUUAAUGGAUAUCUACGAAGAUCGUUUGGACGAACUUGGAGCAGAACCACGAAAAAUGUUUACUAUCUUAGCGCACAAAUUAGCAGAAGAAGAAAAUCUAAUAUUAGCUUUAUCAGAAUUACAAGGAAAAUUAUAUGUAAUAUUGUCUGCUGCAGAGACUGUACCUCCCACGGUAGUAAAAGACAGUCACAUUUUGGAACCUUCAAGUGCCGCUCAAAAGAACCUAAUUUUAAGUAUAGCAUGAAUAUAACACGUUAUAUUGUCUCACCGUGUAUCAUAGAAAAGUUUGUACAUAUUUUUCAUAUAUAUUUUAAUAAAAAUUAAAAUAUUUAUCAUUAUACUUUCACUCGCUAGACUUUUUAAAUUAAGAUACUAAAAUAAAAUACUAAAAAUUGAAUAUAAAUAUUAAAUGGAUAAUAUGUAGUAGACCAAAGAAGUUUUUUACAUUUUUUGUGAAUGUAAAUUACAUUACAUGCAUUUGUGUUCAUAUAAUAUAAAUUAUCAAGGCGUGUAUCAAAGUGUAAUUAUAUUCGUAAACUACAGUUUAUUCAUUUACUUCAUGGUAUUUCUUUUUUGAGACAUUUUUGCCAGGCAGCAGAAGAUGGUUUAUUAGGUAUUACCCAUCCGAUUGGAAUUGAUGAUGCAUUACUAUCUGUACUUAUAUAUCUGUCCCAAGCAGUUCUAAAAAUAAAACAAUUUUUAGUAUAGAAGUAUAUUUAACAAUAACUAGUCAUAAAUAUAGCUGAUUCAUUUAUAAUAU
Messenger RNA from Nomia melanderi (Alkali bee), 2444 nucleotides. RefSeq names its product U3 small nucleolar RNA-associated protein 15 homolog. Gene Ontology annotation, biological process: positive regulation of transcription by RNA polymerase I; rRNA processing. NCBI's taxonomy places the organism in Eukaryota, Metazoa, Arthropoda, Insecta, Hymenoptera, Halictidae. The record is from RefSeq and is a predicted model, not a curated record. Gene Ontology annotation, molecular function: protein binding. Gene Ontology annotation, cellular component: nucleolus.